Molecule: messenger RNA, 675 nt
Organism: Closterium sp. NIES-65
Lineage: Eukaryota; Viridiplantae; Streptophyta; Zygnematophyceae; Desmidiales; Closteriaceae
Source: the annotation of a GenBank genome assembly
AUGGGCUCGUGGGAGCUGGCCCUGUGGGACCCGCGCGGCGUCCACCCCCUGCUCGUCGCGGCGCCCCCUGGGCGCUGUCCCGACUCGUCGCGGCGCCCCCGGGGCGUCGCCCCUGCUCGUCGCGGCGCCCCCUGGGCGUCGUCCCUGCUCGUCGCAACACCCCUGGGGCGUCGCCCUUGCUCGUCGCGGGGCCCCCUGGGCGCCGUCCCUGCUCGUCGCGACGCCCCCAGGGCGUCGCCCCUGCUCGUCGCGGCGCCCCCUGGGCGCCGUUCCUGCUCGUCGCGGCGCCCCCGGGGCGUCGCCCCUCCUCGUCGCGGCGCCCCCUGGGCGCCUUCCUUGCUCGUCGCGGCGCCCCCAGGGCGCCUUCCCUACUCGUCGCGGCGCCCCCGGGGCGUCGCCCCUGCUCGCCGCGGCGCCCCCGGGCGCCAUCCCUGCUCGUCGCGGCGCCCCCUGGGCGCCAUCCCUGCUCGUCGCGGCACCCCCGGGGCGUCGCCCCUGCUCGUCGCGGCGCCCCCUGCAGCAGCUACCUCGGAGCCCCGCCCUGCAGCAGCUGCCGCGGAGCCCCUUGCCGCUGUCGCGGCUCCGCCCUACAGCAGCUGCCGUGGAGCCGUCUGCAGCAGUCGCGGCCCCGCCCUGCAACAGCGGCCGCGGAGCCCCCUGCCGCCGUCGCUGUGA